This is a messenger RNA of Ilex paraguariensis (yerba mate), 303 nucleotides long. The record is from the annotation of a GenBank genome assembly. NCBI's taxonomy places the organism in Eukaryota, Viridiplantae, Streptophyta, Magnoliopsida, Aquifoliales, Aquifoliaceae.
GUUCCACUUGUGUUUACAAGCUCUCUAUUUGUCAACAAAGAAGCUCGCAUCCUCGUUCUUGGCCUUGACAAUGCCAGAAAAAACCACUAUGCUCUACCAGCUUCAGAUGGGAGAAGUUGUCUCCACUAUUCCAAGUUGGUGAACAAUCUUAGUGUCAUUGUGAGAUUUGGCCCCAUGGAAGCUUUGUCUAAUGUUGCUGAUAUAGGUUUCUACUAUGUUGCCAAAAAGUUGAUUGAUAUUAUGCCUAGGAUUCUACAACUAAUGCACCUUCAUUGUCACCAACAGAUCUUACAAGACCCUUGA